This is a messenger RNA of Ixodes scapularis (black-legged tick), 1661 nucleotides long. Its product is annotated as BEN domain-containing protein 5. Gene Ontology annotation, molecular function: DNA binding. Lineage: Eukaryota; Metazoa; Arthropoda; Arachnida; Ixodida; Ixodidae. The record is from RefSeq and is a predicted model, not a curated record. Bases 142 to 1467 code for a protein of 441 amino acids. The transcript is spliced from 11 exons. Gene Ontology annotation, biological process: negative regulation of DNA-templated transcription.
AUAUCUUCUACGGCAGGUACGAAGCGAUUUGUCAAAUAGAAUCAAACUACAAUCCAAAGCCUAGACAAAGCUUAGCGUCUUUUGCUUUAGUUUGCCGUUUUGAUUUUGUCGCACGUGCAAGCUAAAAACAUAGGAAUAGGAAUGUUUGCUCUCGUUCGAUUCCCGAACGAGUUCGGUGAUAAGGUUUAUGUCGUGCCGACUGUUAACAUAAAAGAUUUCUACCCGUCCGGCGAUACAGAUUUCGAUCCGGGGGCUGUUUACCAAGCCUUUUGGAAAGACCCCGCGGGAGCGAAUACAGGUUUCUACUCUGCUCAAAUUUUGGUGAUGGCAGAAACUGAAGAGGGCCUUGAGGAAAAAAGGUCGGCCAAACGGCUCCGAAAAGCAAAAGUAUACGCUUCAGAAUAUGAAGCCGAAGAGGACGCUGACGAACCCGUGCCCUCAUCUGCAGUCGCAAGAAAGGAAAGACAGGAAAAGAAGACUCGCAAGGGAAAUCAGCAGGCCGCAAAAGGCAGUGCCUAUGCCGAAAUUUUAAGAGAGCAGAUAGAAAGCUCUAAAAGGAAAAAUGCGGAAGCUGCUGGCCACCUUGACGCACAGGCACCAAAGAAGAAACGACUGGAGAUCACAUCAGAGAGCGACACGGAUGACAGUCUUGUGGUCCCUCCGUUAUCACAGCUUCAGCUAAAACAACAGGAUGCAAGGCACUGGCACCAGCGUUACAAGGAGGAACACAAAGAAAAUGCCAGGCUGCACGGCAUUAUUGCUUCAAUGCAAAGCUGCAUUGAUGAAAAACUUGAUACAAUACAGCAGCUUCUUGAGGCACAGGUUCAGGCUCCGCCAACAGAGAUCUUCAAACCCAGUCAUGACUUUGCACCGCGAGGAAGUCCUUCCUCGAAAGCACCAGACACCGCAGAUGUCAUCAUGGAAGCCAGCACCAGCUUUGCCAUUUCCAAAACUGUUCCUGCUAAUGGUGCUACUGUGGGAGCCAGUGCCAGGACAAAACUAUCCAACCCAACUAGUCAGCGGCGGCCCCUGUCCACUGAUGUUGCGGAGUACAGUGGGCCAAGAAGUGCACCACCCUUCAGCACCUUGGACAGUGGCAGGUUCCACCUCAAGGGAGGUGUAACUAUCAGGGAGGAUCAAAGACAAACCAUUUUUAACAACACAAGGGCAGCAAAAGUGGCUAAAGAUACAGCCCAGGCACUCUGGGGUUCUGAGAAGCUCUCGCAGAGAACCUACGGAGGGCGACUGGCACCAAAGGAUCGCAGGAAUCCUGGUGCCAUAGCAAGAAAGGAGUUGUCUCCAGAAAAAGUUGCCCUUGUCUUUGAAACAGUCACAUACUGGGGUCAAACGAAGAAAGUGGAUGUCAGCAGUGCUCUGGUCAACAUGAAUACCAUCUUGUCCGAGAAAAUUCAAGAUACGAGGAAGGCCCUCAAGCGCAUCGACCUUUCUAAAAGUGUCCAGACAUAGUCUGUUCUAUAGGUUAAGAGCAGGGGAAGUUCCUCUCCACCUCCUGCCACUUUAGCAGAAUGAAUUCUGGAGAGGAGGUUGCUUCCUCUCCAGCAUUCACUCUGUUAAAGUGAAAAGAGGUGGGGAGCUGCUUCCUGGCUGAACUCAAUCUGUCACCUUUGCCACAGAGAUUUCAAUAAACUAUUAUAUCAUAA